AUGGGUUCGGACAAUUCGCAACCAUCCAUUCCCGAGUGGCGCGUGGACCGAUUUGAUCUCAGUCCAUACGAAUUCUCGUUUCCGCGCUUGUUACUUUCAGCACUGGGCCUUCCUUCCUUUCCAUUCCUCGACUCCAUCGAAGAAUGGGACAACCAAUGGCCGUUGAAUUUCAUCUUAUACAGCUCCUACUCGCCCACGCAUCUUGAGCAACAAGCAUGCGGCGGCGCAAACACUGGCGCAGGCGUCUUCUCUUCCCGCACACUCGCAGACCGUAAUCCCAAGGAGCCACAAUGGCGUGAGGCUUUUGAAGAUUUGAUCCGGUUGGAAAACGGCAUCCCGAUGCUUGAUCGCAAUCGGAUAAUAGACGGCAGGGCCGAGAAUAGUGACGAAUGGCUGCUUGGUAUGCUGCGCCGUGGCAGUAUGGGUCCUCGCUUCAGCAGAUUCACCCUAGAAGAGCGGCCCGGUGGAUCUUUCUACCACCAUCAUCUCAAGCCUCGUGAGCCGGUCAUGGAAUUCGGCUCAGAAGAGGAACUCGCUAUGUACGAACAAUUCCUCGAAGACCUCGACGUGCAGAGGCGCGAACUUCCCGCAGCGUUCCAACAAAGCCAGAUUUUGGCCAACGUGAUGAGAAUCAAAGGAACCAGGGAGGAUCAAGCGCCAAAUCCCCGGGAUUCCAACAAGAUGGAGUUGCAGGGAAAUGCCAAGGGUGGGAAAGGAAAUCACGGCUCAGAACAAUCCGGUGAUUUCAGCCAGGGCAGCCCGUCGGACUCUACCCGGAUUAUUUCCACAAUGUCGCAAACAGAAAAGACCCAUUACUCCGACGGGACCGUUUCAAGCAGAAGGAUCGUGACCAGACACUAUGCAGAUGGUCGCGAAGAGACAGACACCUUCGUCGAAACAGAUCUCUCUCAUGUCAAUGAGGAUUGGAAUGAUGGAAUCGCCGACACUUCACGACGAAACGAGUCCGAGCCUAACCCCAAAUCCAAGGGUGGUUGGUUUUGGAAUGAUUGA
Messenger RNA from Penicillium diatomitis, 1011 nucleotides. RefSeq lists its product as uncharacterized. The record is from RefSeq and is a predicted model, not a curated record. The transcript has a single exon. Lineage: Eukaryota; Fungi; Ascomycota; Eurotiomycetes; Eurotiales; Aspergillaceae. Bases 1 to 1011 code for a protein of 336 amino acids.